GUAAAACGUCAAGGAAGCGUUUUUCCUCAGGACCAAAACACAUGAAAACGGAACAAAAACCAACUAAAAAUAAGUUUUUCUGCAUGUACUGUGACUUUGGAACAAGAAAAAAUCAAAGGUUGCAAAACCACAUCUAUAGAAAGCAUAAAGAACAAAAUGAUUUAGAAAGAAAAGUAUCAAUCAAAUUAAGAACUUUCUCUUGCGUGUACUGUGACUUUACAACAUUGGAAAACCGUUAUUUACAAAAACACAUGUUCAUUAGACACAAGGAACAAAAUAAGUUGGAAAAUAAAGUGGUUAUAAAAAUAAAAACCCACGCUUGCGUGUACUGUGACUUCACAACAGUGGAAAACCAAGAUUUACAAAUACACAUCUUAAGCAAACAUAAGGAACAAAAUGAUUUAGAAAAUAAAGUACCAAUCCAAUUAAAAACCUACUAUUGUGUGUACUGUGACUUUUCAACAGUGAGAAACCAAGAUUUACAGACACACAUCUUUAUUAAACACAAGGAACAAAAUAAGCUAGAAAAGAAAGUGGCGUUAAAAAUAAAAACUAACUCUUGUGUGUACUGUGACUAUACGGCAGUGAGAAGCUGUAGAUUGCAAAUGCACGUUUACACCAAACACAAGGAACAAAAUGAUCUGGAAAAUAAAGUGGAACUGCAAAUAAAAACUUACUCUUGUGCGUACUGUGACUAUUUAACAGCGAGAAAACAAGACUUACAAAUGCACAUCUUCAGAAAACACAAAGAACAAAAUGAUUUGGAAAAUAAAGUGGAAAUAAAUAUUAAAACUUUCUCUUGUGUGUACUGUGACUUUACAUCAGUGGAGAAGCGGUUUUUAAAUAACCACAUUUAUAAGAAACAUAAGGAACAAAAUGAGUUGGAAAAUAAAGCGGAAAUUAAAGUAAGAAUUUACUCUUGUUUGUAUUGUGAAUACACCACUACGGGAAGCCAAACAUUACAAAGACACACCUAUAGAAAACAUAGAAAACAACAAGAAGAACACGAACGAAUUGAGUAAAAUAAAAUAAAAAAUAAUUCUGUUUUUAUAUCCCUAUUGAAAAGAACCACUUAGCAAUGGUUGUACCCGGUAAAAAAAUUUUGAUUUUAAACUAAAAUAAGUUUCCUAUUUUUCAAAAUUAUAUAUUAAUUCAAAAUACAAAAUAAAUUUCAAUCUUUUUGUUUAAAAUCGGAAUUUUUCUACGGAUCACCCUGUAUACCUAAUACAAUAUUUAGAAAGUAGUUUAUGUUUAGUUUGUAAAUUUUGAACAGUGUGUAAACACAAUAAUUUUUUGAUUGUUAAGUCAUUACAUUAAACUAGAAUAUACCAUAUGAAUAAAAAUAAAGUCAAAAAUAAACAA
Molecule: messenger RNA, 1362 nt
Organism: Brassicogethes aeneus
Lineage: Eukaryota; Metazoa; Arthropoda; Insecta; Coleoptera; Nitidulidae
Source: the annotation of a GenBank genome assembly